UCUCAAUUCUCUUGCAACCUUCAAGAUGGCGGUCUUUUCCUAUGUAGGAAAGAAACUAGAGCAAUUUUGUAGUUCAUGUUUCCAGGUCUUGAGCUAUUUAAAGUUCAUAUGGUUUCUAUUUAUCUGUUUCUAUCAUUAUGUCUUGCGUCGUAUGAACCAAUUUUUUGUCGAGGUAUUCUAUUUUCUCUCCAUUUCUUUCUUGGGAUUUCUUAUCCUCAAUGCAAUGGAUCCAAGAACCCCCUCUUUUACCCCUAGAAAAUUUGACUUAUUCUUCACCUCGGUCUCUGCAUCCACUGUCUCUAGCAUGUCUGUCAUCGAAAUGGAGGUUUUCUCAAAUGCUCAACUCAUCAUUAUGACAAUCUUGAUGUUCAUUGGUGGUGAGGUUUUCACUUCAAUGGUCGGACUUUUUCUGCGUAGUUGUUCACGUCAUAGUUCUAUAAAAGAGGGUGGUAGAGUGAAUGACUCCAUGAGUGAUCUUGGCAUCCCACCAAGCUUCGAUGGCCAACUUGAGCUAGGCACCAUAGCCAACCCUGAAUUCGAGAGCUCAAAAUCAGAUAUUUUCGACUUUGGUAAUUAUCAUCCAGAAGCCGUGGAUGAUACAGACCAACUGAACUUUAAAUCCAUUAGAUUUUUGUGUCUUUUAGUAUUGGGUUACUUAUUAUUGGUCCAGAUAUUAGGCGUGGUGUCAGUUUUGGUAUACCUAAAUGUCAUCUCAAGUGCCAAAAAUGUACUUGAACAAAAGGGUCUAAAGACAUUCACUUUCUCCCUCUUCACCAUAGUUUCCACAUUCGCCAGCUGUGGGUUUGUCCCAACUAAUGAAAACAUGAUGAUCUUCAGAAAGAACACUGGCCUAUUAUUAAUCUUAAUCCCUCAAGUUUUAUUAGGUAACAAUUUGUUCCCUUCAGCUUUGAGAUUUUCCGUUUGGGCCAUCGGAAAAUUCAAAAAGAAAGCCGAAACAAGUUACUUGUUGAACAACACCCGUGAAAUCAGGUUUCAUCAUUUCCUUUCUCAUCUACACUCUUCGUUUCUUGUGGGUACGGCGUUGGUGUUUAUCUUUGUACAGUAUAUAUUGUUUUCCUCCCUGGAAUGGAAUGGUGAUUCCAUGAGUGGCUUGAACCAUUAUGAAAAAUUUAUCGGGGUUCUCUUCCAGACCAUCAAUACCAGACAUACAGGUGAAACCAUCGUCGACCUCUCCACCAUUGCAGCUGCCUCAUUGGUGUUGAUCGUCGUCAUGAUGUAUCUUCCUCCAUAUACAUCGUUUUUGCCGUUAUCUGGAAAACAAAGUAGCCAAAGAAACAGUGAUCAAAGAAAAAAGAAAAGCAGAAGAGUUUUGUUGGAGAAUAUCGUUUGCUCACAACCCGCAUAUCUUGUUAUCUUUGUCAUCCUUGUUUGCAUAACCGAGAGGAAAAAGAUUAGAGAAGAUCCCCUCAAUUUCAACGUUCUCAAUGUUGUAGUUGAAGUCAUAAGUGCGUAUGGAAAUGUGGGGUUCACGACUGGCUACAAUUGUGAUCGUCGGAUUAAACCAGAUGGAAUUUGUGAAAAUAAAUGGUAUGGGUUUUCGGCGAAAUGGAGUGACGAAGGGAAACUAAUUCUUAUUGUAGUUAUGUUUUGUGGUAGGCUUAAGAAGUUUAACAUGAAUGGUGGAAAAUCAUGGAAGCUAUUGUAAAUUUGAGUUUCUAACAUGCUUAAUAUAAUUUCUUGGCAUGGAGCAU
Lactuca virosa is the source of this 1712-nucleotide messenger RNA. The record is from the annotation of a GenBank genome assembly. NCBI's taxonomy places the organism in Eukaryota, Viridiplantae, Streptophyta, Magnoliopsida, Asterales, Asteraceae.